GGCAGGGCGCGGAGGGGCGUGGCCGGGCGCGGCGGCCAUGUAGCGGGGGCGGCGCGCGGCGGGCGCUGCCGCGGGCGCGCGGCCAUGGAGUACGGCGAGAAGCUGGCGCGCUUUCGCCAGGCCCAUCUCAACCCCUUCGACAAGGCGCCGGAGCAGCACGAGCGCCCCGAGGUGCUGCCGGCCCCAGAGCGGCGGCCGGAGCCGUCCCCGGGCGACCCCGAGGGCUCGGAGCGCCCCAUGGACCUGGGGCUGGCCGAGGACCACUUCUCCCGGCCGGUGGGGCUCUUCCUGGCCUCCGACGUGCGGCAGCUGCGGCAGGCCAUCGAGGAGUGCAAGCGGGCGAUCCUGGAGCUGCCCGAGCACUCGGAGCGGCAGAAGGACGCCGUGGUGCGGCUCAUCCACCUGCGCCUCAAGCUGCAGGAGCUGCAGGACCCCUCCGAGGACGAGCCCAACAUCCGCGUCAUCCUGGAGCACCGCUUCUACAAGGAGAAGAGCAAGAGCGUGAAGCAGACGUGCGACAAGUGCAGCACCAUCAUCUGGGGCCUCAUCCAGACCUGGUACACCUGCACAGGCUGCUACUACCGCUGCCACAGCAAGUGCCUGCCGCUGGUCACCAAGGCCUGCGUGCGGUCCAAGGUGAGCCACCAAGCCGAGUACGAGCUCAGCAUCUGCCCCGAGAGCGGCCUCGACAGCCAGGACUACCGCUGCGCCGAGUGCCGGGCCCCCAUCUCCCUCCGCGGGGUGCCCAGCGAGGCCCGGCAGUGCGACUACACCGGCCUCUACUACUGCGGCAGCUGCCACUGGAACGACCUGGCCGUCAUCCCCGCCCGCGCCAUCCACAACUGGGACUUCGAGCCCCGCAAGGUGUCCCGCUGCAGCAUGCGGUACCUGGCGCUGAUGGUGUCGCGGCCGGUGCUGAAGCUGCGGGAGAUCAACCCGCUGCUCUUCAACUACGUGGAGGAGCUGGUGGAGAUCCGGAAGCUGCGCCAGGACAUCCUGCUCAUGAAGCCGUACUUCAUCACCUGCAGGGAGGCCAUGGAGGCCCGGCUGCUGCUGCAGCUGCAGGACCGGCAGCACUUCGUGGAGAACGACGAGAUGUACUCGCUGCAGGACCUCAUCGACAUCGAGGCCGGGCGCCUGAGCUGCUCCCUGACGGAGAUCCACACCCUCUUCGCCAAGCACAUCAAGCUCGACUGCGAGCGCUGCCAGGCGAAGGGCUUCGUGUGCGAGCUCUGCAAGGAAGGCGACGUGCUCUUCCCCUUCGACAGCCACACCUCGGUGUGCACCGACUGCUCCGCCGUCUUCCACAGGGACUGCUACUACGACAACUCGACCACGUGCCCGCGCUGCGCCCGGCUGAGCCUGCGCAAGCAGUCCCUCUUCCAGGACUCCAGCACCGAGGCCGAGCCCUAGGGCGGCCCGGCCCCACCGGCUGCUUCGGGGGCCCCGCUCCGGAGGGGGCUUCCGCCCCACGGCUGCGGCGCCCUGCACUACACGAGCACCGAGUCCACUUUAAAGGGCAGCCGGGCACCCAGGCUCUGCGGGGAGCCCCCCCAGCCC
Molecule: messenger RNA, 1560 nt
Organism: Dromaius novaehollandiae (emu)
Lineage: Eukaryota; Metazoa; Chordata; Aves; Casuariiformes; Dromaiidae
Gene: DEF8
Product: differentially expressed in FDCP 8 homolog
Exons: 12
Coding region: 85-1413 (442 amino acids)
Source: RefSeq, a predicted model, not a curated record